AUGGCAUUUAGGAGGGCAGAGGGGAUGUCCAUCAUCCAGGCCCUGGCAAUGACGGUGGCAGAGAUCCCUGUCUUUGUCUACACCACCUUCGGGCAGUCUGUCUUCUCUCAGCUGCGGCUGUCCCCGGGGCUGCGCAAGGUGCUCUUUGCCACGGCGCUGGGCACGGUGGCCCUGGCCCUGGCGGCUCACCAGAUGAAGCGGCGGCGGCGGCGGAGGAAGCAGAUCACUGCUGAGAAGGGAGGCUUCAAGCCCGGGGGCAUCGCUGUGCCCAUCCUGCCCACCAGAAGGGUCUCCUCCGUGAAGAAAGGAUACUCCAGCAGGAGAGUGCAGAGCCCUGGCAGCAAGAGCAACGAUACCCUCAGUGGCAUUUCCUCCAUCGAGCCCAGCAAACAUUCCAGCUCCUCCCACAGCCUGGCCUCGAUGGUAGCAGUCAACUCCUCCAGCCCAACACCAGCAGCAGGGAUGUGGGAGGCGCAGGCAGGAGAUGCUGCAGCCGUGGGGGACUCCAGUGCUGAGAGCCUCUAUGUGCAAGGCAUGGAGCUGUUUGAGGAGGCCCUGCAGAAGUGGGAGCAAGCUCUGACCAUCAGGCAGAGGGACAGUGCCAGUAGCAGCACCCCUGUGCCCUGGGACAGCAAGAGGCAGCAGGAGAGCCUGUCUGAGAACAUCUCAGAGGAGGAGUCCCAGCGGAGGGAGUUUGCCGAGAAGCUGGAGUCGCUGCUGCACAGGGCCUACCACCUGCAGGAGGAGUUCGGCUCCUCGCUGCCUGCCGACAGCCUGCUGCUGGACCUGGAGAAGACUCUGAUGCUGCCGCUGGCGGACGGCUCCCUGCGGCUGCGCUCCGACGAGGAGGACAGCUCAGCCUCCGAGGACUCCUUCUUCUCUGCAGCAGAGCUCUUUGACUCUCUUCACUGGGAUCAGAUCCCCUUCCACCUCUCCAAGCCAGUAGCUGCCUAUGAAGAAGCUCUGCAGCUGGUGAAGGAGGGGAAGGUUGCCUGCCGGACACUGAGGACAGAGCUCCUUGGCUGCUACAGUGACCAGGACUUCCUGGCCAAGCUGCACUGUGUCAGGCAGGCCUUCCAGGAGCUGCUGGAGGAUGAAAGCAAUCAACUGUUCUUUGGGGAGGUUGGGAAGCAAAUGGUGAUAGGACUGAUGACAAAGGCUGACAAGAACCCCAAAGCCUUCCUGGAGAGCUAUGAGGAGAUGCUGCAGUAUGCCCUGAAGCAGGAGACUUGGCCAACCACCCAGCAGGAGCUGGAGGGAAGAGGGGUGGUGUGCAUGAGUUUCUUCGACAUUGUGCUGGACUUUAUCCUGAUGGACGCGUUCGAGGACCUGGAGAACCCUCCCUCGUCCGUGCUGGCCGUGCUGCGCAACCGCUGGCUGUCCGACAGCUUCAAGGAGACGGCUCUGGCCACUGCCUGCUGGUCAGUUCUGAAAGCAAAAAGGAGGCUUCUGAUGGUCCCAGAUGGGUUUAUCUCUCACUUCUACUCCGUAUCGGAGCAUGUCAGCCCUGUCCUAGCCUUUGGUUUCCUGGGGCCCAAGCAGCAGCUCUCUGAAGUCUGCAGUUUCUUCAAGCAGCAGAUCGUGCAGUACCUGAAGGAUAUGUUUGACCUGGACAAUGUCAGGUACACGUCGGUGCAGUCGCUGGCUGAGGACAUCCUGCAGCUGUCUCGGCGCCGCAGUGAGAUCCUGCUGGGCUACCUGGGCACACAGGCGGUCCCCGAGGCCAACGGGCUGCUGCCCGCCGAGCCCGAGCCCCUGCGGGAGCUCAUCUGAGCCCAGCUCAGCCGGGAGGAGUUUUGUACCGGGACCUUUCUCCUCCCAGAGGGGGAUGCACCUCACUGCCCCGUGCGGUGGUGGCGGCAGGACCAGCCCAGUGCCCUGGAGGGACCCUCUGCUCCGUGUAGCCAGUAGUGUUUGCUGGGAUGGAUCCAGGACCUCUUGCCAGCUUAUGGUUUGGAUUUCUUCUUUGUUCCACCUUCCUCUUCUUUUUAUCAUCAUUUUUACUGUGUCAUAUAAACCACAGACUGCCUGGGCCCAGGGUGUCACCCAUUUGUCUUGAAGGAGGGCACCAAAUGCCCCCGGUUCUGCCUGGGCAGGUUUGCCUGCUCUUUACCAGGGUUUGUGGGAGCAAGGGCACCACUGCUCCCUUCUCCACUGGCCCCUUGGCUUCCCCUGGAGGCUUGCUUUGCUUUGGGAUUUCAGGAUCGUGCCCUGCUGUGUGCCAGGACUGCUGAUCUGGGCAUGUUCCACCACAGGCACUGUGACUGGCAGUUUCUUUCCCGGGGAGGGAGAAAUGCUUUCUGUAAAGCACUGAGGUAAAUCAGGCUGCAGCUCUAGGGAAGCUGCUGUGUGCCCUCUGCUGCUGUGUGCCAUGGUGGUCAGCCUGUCUGAGGUGCCUGCUGAAGUCUGUUUGCCCCUGGGGCAAAGCUACUGUGGUGAGGGGCUGGGUUUGCAUCCUGCAAGCUCACAAAGUCUGCAGCCCAUCAGUGCCUUGUGUGCUUCAGAAGGAGCUGUGGAGGCAGCUGGGGGGCAGUGGUGCCCGUUCCUGUUAGGCUGGAUGUGAUGUGAGGGUCUGUGUGUGCAGAGCUGGCAUCAGGCUGCUGGAGAGGAACAGUCUCGGUCCCGCAGAGCGUGGAGUGGGGUUGGGUGUGGAUCAGGUGGCCUUGGAGUGAUGGGGUGGGCUCAUCUCAGCUGUGGUGACCCUGAACUCUGGCUGCUGAGCUGGACACUGGUGGGGGAUAGGAGCAGAGGACUUGAGGACUUCUCAAGGGGUUAGAUCAGCCUGGGCUGACACUUGGAAGACUUCAGGACUGGUAGGUAUCUGCAGGGGCUUAGCUGCUGUGCCAGAAAACCCUUUGGGGGCUGUGACUGCAGAGCUGGCUGGGGAGGCUGUGACAAGCUGCACUCAGUGCUUAGUGUGUGUGUAGAGACUGCUCCAGGUGGCUUUAGGAGGGGCUUGAUGAUCUCCAAAGCACAAACCCAUGACUAAAACAGCAGGAGGAAAACUGCUGUCUGGGACCCAUGGGAUGAGUGUGGCUUGGGAGAGCAGGGUUUGAUUUACUCCUUCACUAGAACAUUCCUCUGCCAUGUGUAAAGCUCUGAAUGUAAACUUGUGCCUCUCUUCUUCAUUUCCUAAAGCUGUACAGAUUUAGUUGGCUUCUUUCCUUGCAGCUAAUGUUUUGGUUUUAAUACCUUAGGCUGUAGGCAAGCAAAUAAACCUCUCCUCCAUGA
This is a messenger RNA of Pogoniulus pusillus (Red-fronted tinkerbird), 3231 nucleotides long. RefSeq names its product mitoguardin 2 (gene MIGA2). Bases 1 to 1773 code for a protein of 590 amino acids. Lineage: Eukaryota; Metazoa; Chordata; Aves; Piciformes; Lybiidae. The record is from RefSeq and is a predicted model, not a curated record. Gene Ontology annotation, biological process: mitochondrial fusion. The transcript has 15 exons.